Molecule: messenger RNA, 717 nt
Organism: Pelmatolapia mariae (spotted tilapia)
Lineage: Eukaryota; Metazoa; Chordata; Actinopteri; Cichliformes; Cichlidae
Product: GTPase IMAP family member 9-like
Exons: 2
Coding region: 1-717 (238 amino acids)
Molecular function (GO): GTP binding
Source: RefSeq, a predicted model, not a curated record
AUGGCUAAAUUUCCAGCAGGUCCUGAUUUGAGGAUUGUGAUGCUUGGAAAGACUGGUGUGGGUAAGAGUGCUGUUGGAAACACCAUCCUGGGAGACAGAUAUUUCAGAUCUUCUCCUUUAUCACGGUCGGUGACUGACGUCUGUCAGAAAGGUGUGACUCAGUGGGGUAACAGGGUAGUUAGUGUUGUAGACACACCAGGGAUCCUGGACACUGCAAAAUCAUUUGAGUUCAUCAAAAGAGAAAUUGUGAAAUGUGUUGAAGUCUCCUGUCCCGGUCCUCAUGUGUUCCUGUUGGUCAUCCAAGUGGGUCGAUUCACCAAAGAAGAGAAAAACUCAGUAGAAGCCCUGCAGGAGCUGUUUGGCCAGGCAGCAAAUCAGUACAUGAUCGUGCUGUUCACACGUGGUGGUGAUCUUGGUGACAUGACCAUACAGCAGUACGUACGUGAAGCUGAGGAAGGACUUCGCCGCAUCAUCCAAAGCUGUGGAAACAGGUUCCACAUCUUUGAAAACAACAGCAAAGACAGAACGCAGGUGGUGGAGCUGGUCACGAAGAUUGAUGACAUGGUGGCAGCAAAUGGGGGCACACACUACACAGAUGCCAUGUACAAGGAGGUGGAGGCUACAGGUAACAUGGGACUUAAGGCUGUUCAGUAUGAGUUCCUUGAGGCUCUACUGAAGCGUAUUAAAAAUUUUUUUCUCAUUCUUGACAGAGAUUAA